AACGGGGUGACGCGAGCGGAGCCAGCCUGCAGAGUGUGUGUGUUUGUGUGUGGGGGUGUGUGUCUGUGUGUGUCUGGCGACGUCUCGGUUUGGAGAGGUGCUGAUGGAGAGUUGUCCACACCUCCCCACCACGUGUGCGUGUGUUCCGUGGGGUGUGGAUACUGUUACCAGUGGUCUUUCGGCGUGCACCCACUGUAUGUCAGAUCCUAGUUUUCAGGUGGGAAGUUUGGAGCCUUCCCGUACCUUCUUCGCAUAAUGGACGCUUAAUAAACGUGGGUGGAAUUGACACUAGAUCUAGGGUGCCACCCACUCCAGCCCUCCCUCUUUCCCAGCAAGCUCCUCAGAUGAUUUAGCUCCCUCAUUUGGGCCUCCACACAAGUGAUCAGGGGGCCUUCAUAAGGAGGUGUGAUUUGCCAUGAAAAAAAACACGAAAGAAGUAGCAAAGUGCUAGGCAGAUUUGAGAGGGAAACUGUUUUUACUGGAGUGAAGUAUGGAGGAAUAGUGGGAAGCAAAGGUGAAGAAAGGUGCAGUAGGGCUGGGGCAUAGAGGAUCAGGACAAGACGCAGUAGGCAGCAUGGAUCGUCUGGGUCUGAUCCCGGGACUGACAGGAAUAAAACUGUCUAGAGACAGUUAUUCUGCAAGUCAUAUCCAGGACAGAGAGAGAAAGGGCCUAGUGGCAGGGAGCCAGUUAGCAAUGUGUGGUAGUGGUGGAAGUUCUCAAGCAAGCUGAUAGGGACCUCAAUUAUGAUAGUGUCAGUGGGAGCAAGGGAUACAAAUGACAUUGCAAAAGAAGAGUCCAAAGGACCUGGUGACUAACUAGAUUUGGGAGGAAAGAGCAAGUUAAGAGUUUGAAUUUGGGGCAACUGGGAGAAUAAUAGAACAUCUGAUAGAAAUGUAAUGCCAAGGAGAGGGGUUGAUGUGGGGAGUUACAUAGGGGAAGAUGGUUUUGAGGUGCUGGCAGAAUGCCUAAUUCAAAGUCUGGAGUCAUUUAGAAAUUCAAGAUGAGUUUGGAAGAGGGAUUGAGACUAAACUGAGCAACCAUCUCUCUAGAGGUGGAAAUAGAGCGCCUGGUGUGGGUAGACUUUCUGAGGGAUAGGAAAAAGAACAUUGUACAAAUACUGUACACAGACGGAGCCUUGGCCAGCAUCCAUGUUUCCAGGGCAAGAGUGGGAAAAAGUCACAGAGAGAUGCACUUUUAGUUGUAGGAAGAAAUUCAGGCUAAUAUAGUAUCCUAGCAGCUGCAGUAUCUGCUUGAAGAAGCAGAAACUUGUCAAAACAGUCAAAAGCUGCAGAGAAAUAAGGAGAAAAGGAUCGUUGGAAUUAGAGAUCAGAAAUUCAUUGGUAAUUUUCAAGCAUGCAGUUUCAGGUGUGUGUGGGGUGUCGCGAGCAGAAUAAGGAAUUCAAGAGGAGGUGGUGAUGAUGAUGUGGAGUCACUAGGUAUGUAGUACUCAUCCAAGAAGUUUGAUUGUCAAAGGAAACCUAAAUGAGAACUCUCUUGCUAGAGGGAGGCCAUGGAAUUCAGUGAAGAUACUUUCACAUAGAGGAGGAUUGUAUCUGUUUGAAGAUAUGGGAAGAAGCUACUGGAAUGGUGGGAGAUGCUUGAGAGAGAAAGACCGGAUAAUGCAGGGAGCAGAUUCUGAGAGGGAAUAGUAACGGAAAAGAAAGUAGGACAGAUGUAGGACACUAGGGUAAAGUUCUGGAGACAGAGACAUUUCUGUUUGGUUGACCUCACACCCAUGCUGCCUAGCACAUAACAGGUACUUGGAAAUAUUCGUUGAAUGGUGGAAAGAAUGAGUGGAUGAAUGGGUUGGUGUUGGGCAGUAGAAAGGAAAGAAACAGACUGUAAGAUAAAUGCUUUACAUGAAUUGUCUCCUUUACUAUUUAUGACUACUCUGUGAAGUAGGUAUUAAACAUCUGGAGGUUGACUGUUAGCUUGAGUAACUUGCUCAAGCCUUCACAGUUAAUAGUUCCAGGCCUGUGGAAUGCUUUCUACCACACAGUCCUGCCUCCCUUGGAACUCACUUCUGUGAAGCUUCAGUGUAGUAAAAGACGGUCUUCUGCCGAAAUUGAGCGGUAGCCGUGGGGGUUUGGAAUAGCUCUAUAGCUAAGAUGGGAAUAGUAAAAGCUUUCUAGGCAAGAGCUCCUUUGAAGAUCUAGAAGAAUUUGAAGAGUGUUUUCUCCUGAAAUGCUCUGAGAUUCAGGAAUAGGGAAAGAGAAAAUGGAAGUGGAGGUGACCCUUUGCUGGCAGUGACUCCGUGUGAAUUUGGGUGGAUUCGAGGAGUCUUGAGUGCUAUUGAGGACUUACUGAAGUGACUGCUGGUGGAGUCUAAACGUAGCAGAGAGUGAAGUCGGCCUGGCAGGGAGCCCACGGAUGAUGAGCACCCUGGGAAUAUCGAGUGUCAAGAAUGAGAGUGAGUACAUAACUCUCUGGUAUACAGAGAUUUCUUGCUUCCUGGGUCAGAAAAGUACAACACAAGACUGGUCUUUCUCAUCGCACACCUCUGCCUCAUCAGGACUCUGCCCUUUUCUACACGGAGAGCCGCAGGAGGCAAUGGCUGCUGUGUCUCCACUUGCCAGAUGCCAGGAAUCAGUGACAUUUGAGGAUGUGGCUGUGAUUUUCACAGAUGAAGAGUGGAGACAUCUGGUCCCUAUUCAGAGGGACCUCUACAAGGAGGUGAUGCUGGAGAACUAUAAGAGCAUUGUCUCAUUGGGACUUCCAGUUCCUCGGCCUGAUGUGAUUUUUCAGUUGAAGAGAGGGGAUGAGCCUUGGAGAGUUGAUUGCCAUGGAGCUGAGGAGAGGGAGUGUUCAGAGACCGUCUCUCUAGGCUGGGAGACUAAACCUGAGAUUCAAGGUGCUUCAGAAGAAGAAAAAUCAGAAGGAACAUUGAGGGAAAAGCUUGGAAGAAAAAAUCCUCUGUGUCCUAAAUUUGAAGUUCAUGCACUGGAGGGGGGGUUGGAAACAGAGAAGGAAAGCCUUGCAGUGGAGACCUACAAGAAGUCCCUCUCCCAGAAGGAGAGCUUGCAGCAAGGGUCAACCCCUCCCAAGAAAAUUCUCACUAAAGAGAGAGACCAGGAAUGCAGUGACUGCGGCAAGACCUUUUUUGAUCACUCAUCCCUCAUCCGCCAUCAGAGGACUCACACUGGAGAGAAGCCCUAUGACUGUCACGAGUGUGGGAAAGCCUUCAGUCACAGGAGCAGUCUCAGUAGACAUCUGAUGUCUCACACUGGGGAGAGCCCCUACGAAUGCAACGCGUGUGGGAAAGCCUUUUUUGACCGUUCGUCCCUAACUGUACAUCAGCGAAUUCAUACUGGAGAGAAGCCCUUUAAAUGCAACGAGUGUGGGAAAGCCUUCUUUGACCGUUCGUCCCUUACUCGACACCAGAGAAUUCAUACUGGAGAAAGUCCUUAUGAAUGUAACCAAUGUGGGAAAGCCUUUAGCCAGAAAAGUAUUCUUACUCGACAUCAGCUAAUCCACACUGGCAGGAAGCCUUAUGAAUGUAACGAGUGUGGGAAAGCCUUCUAUGGGGUCUCAUCACUGAACAGACAUCAGAAAGCUCAUGCUGGAGAGCCUCGCUAUCAAUGCAAUGAGUGUGGGAAAGCUUUCUUUGACCGCUCAUCCCUUACACAACAUCAGAAGAUUCACACUGGAGACAAGCCAUAUGAAUGCAGUGAAUGUGGGAAAGCCUUCAGCCAAAGAUGCCGGCUCACCCGACAUCAGAGAGUUCAUACAGGAGAGAAACCCUUUGAAUGCAGCGUGUGUGGAAAAGUUUUCAGUUCUAAAUCAUCAGUUAUUCAACAUCAGCGGCGUUAUGCCAAACAGGGAAUAGACUGAGUUGGGUGAAAGCUUUAGUCAAGGAGCCUCCAUUAAAACUCAAGAUAGAUCUUCCCCAUCUUAAACAAAUCCAUCAUUUGAUCAUUCUACCUAUUCUGGCUACUACUCUUCUUUCCUGCCUCUGCUACCACAGUGUUUGAAUAAACACUCUACCUACUGUGUUAUAGAAGCAGUGUGGGAUGCUGGCAAUUAGGAUGUGACUGAAGAGUCAACAUUUUGCAGAAGUUCAUCAGACAAUAGGAUAAAUGUUAGGAGGCAAUCCUCAGACACACCUCUUAUCUGAGGCCCAGGUAUCACUGCACUUUAAAUAACCAGAGGCUACAACAGGAGGGGAAAGGCCAAAUUAUAUCAGAGCAGCACUGUUGUUUCCAGAGCAGUUCUCUUUAUAGCUGUUAGACCCUCUCUCUUGGAGCUCUUCUGGGCACUGACCUUGUUCUUUUGUGUCCCACCUCUUAGGUCUCUUAAUACUACCACUACUACUAGGAGCUAGCACUUACUGAGGCUUGUUAUGGGGUAAGCACUCAGCUGAGAGUUUUGCAAGGAGUAGAUUAUUUAGUCCUCUCACCAAUCCUAUGAAGUAGGUACUGUUACUAUCCUCACCUUACAGAUGUGCAAACUGAAGUUUAGAGGGGUUAGAUAAUUUUCCCAACGUGACACAGCUAGUAAAAGGUGAAGCCAAGUCUUGAAUACAGGUCUUCAUUCAAAGUCUGUUUUCUUUACCAUUAGGCUAUAGGGUUUGUUUUAUAAUUUAUGCACAUGUAUUAUCUCCUCAGCUAGAUUGUAAGCACUUGGAGGUGUGACUUAUUUGUCUUUGUAUCUCACACAGUGCCUUGCAAAUAAUAGGUGCUCAGUAAAUACUUACCUGAAGUAAUGACUUUUCUACUUACCAAAUUCUAUUUAAAACACCUGUUGGAUUUAUAUCCUUUCUCUGAAUUUUCACAGUUUAGCCUAUUCCUUUAUCACUUCCUGAUGCAGAUUCUUCCCUCUUCUUUGUUGAAGAAGGGUAUGCUAAGCUAGGGUGCCAUGACAACUUAACUCCCAAAUAAUCAAAGACACAUUUCUCACACAAAAUCUGAUGUGAGACAGUCUGUCUUACUCCAUCCUGGUCAUUUAGAACAUGUUGCCUCCAAGAUUGUUAUGGAAGAGAAAGCUGGAGGAUGUUUUGGGAUGUUUUUAAAGACCAUUACUUCUGUCCACAUCUCAUAAACCAGAACCCAGCACCAAGAGGCUAGGAAAGUAAACAAGUACCUCAAUAUUUGGCUAACAUCAACAGCCUCUGUCACAAGUUCCAUUUUGCUUGUUACUGUUAGUCCAGUCUUUCCAAAUGACCCCUUCUUGCCCAUCAUCGCCUUACUCCAGACCUAAAAUAGCUCCCAGUUUAUUGAAAGCUUCUCUGAAUAUUUAAGAUCUGCCUUGAUGUGAUCCCACAUUGCUGAAUCUUAAGUACUCACUCCCAAAGCUUUUCCCUGGGCCCAGCCCUAUAUUUUUAUUUCAUUAAAGGUCAGGCACUAGGCAACUUUCACUCUAGGCAUCUGUGUUCCCUUUCUAUUUGCUUAAGGUGAAGGCUGGAAGAGGACUUGAUUCUGAAAGGCUGUCUGGAAUUAGCUCACCCUGCAUGAAUCCCAGUGGACCAAGAUGCAUUUCUCCUGGGAGUUAAAGUCCAGUUCAAGAAGUUGGAUUGCCAAACAGACCCCUCCCCAACCUACCAACAAACCUAUUGGUCUACCCUUCUUAGAGCAAGUGAGCAGCAGGGAAGACUCUUCACGUGUGGACUGGUGAAGCAAGUUGAGGAAAAACACUUUACAGAGUGCAGAAUCUAUCAGAGUGGAAAAUAUCUGGUAUUAUUUAACAAUGUCAAGUAGAAAAUAAAAGAGA
Molecule: messenger RNA, 5707 nt
Organism: Equus quagga
Lineage: Eukaryota; Metazoa; Chordata; Mammalia; Perissodactyla; Equidae
Gene: ZNF2
Product: zinc finger protein 2
Exons: 5
Coding region: 2372-3832 (486 amino acids)
Biological process (GO): negative regulation of transcription by RNA polymerase II
Molecular function (GO): DNA-binding transcription repressor activity, RNA polymerase II-specific
Source: RefSeq, a predicted model, not a curated record